GGUGGAAGUCAAACUGUCACGCUUGUGUUUUCCUUUUUUUGUGUUGUUAUUGUUUCGGGUCCUUGGAUCAACCGAGUGCGGGGAGGAAAACGCGUCUCAUGGUUUGUGGUUUUCUCCACGCAUUGUGACAACAUCAUUGCGAUAGAGGGGCAGCUCGUUUAGGGAUCUCGCAGAGAACUCGGAGAUAUAAAAAGUAGGUGGAAAAUAGCCCGCCUUUCCUUUGUGUUGCCAUGGAAAAGCCUUGGCGGGUGGAGUUCAGAAACGUGGGCAGCAGCUACUUCCCUCAGAGCAGAGUUGAUUGCCACUACACACUUAGCUCUCACCACAACUGGGCCAGCAAUGACUGGAUAGGGCUCUUCAAGGUUGGAUGGUCGUCAGUCAAGGACUACCACACAUUUGUCUGGGCUCUGGUGCCGACUGACUAUCAAGAGGGCACCGAUGUCAACUGCUGUGUGCACUUCCAGGCCUCCUACCUACCCAAACCCAGCUCCCAGGAUUAUGAGUUUGCAUACAUUGAUGCAAAGGGGGAAGUGUUCUCCCGCAGCUCCACGUUCACUUUCUGCGCUCCCAAGCCUCUCGAGGAUCUGGUGACCCUUGAGGAGGAGCCCCAUGGAGAGGAAGGAAGCACGGGCAUGCUGCUGGUAGUGCCUAGAGCUGAACUGCUGCAGGGUCGACUGCAGGAAUGUCUCCGAGAGCGCGCUGAGCUGCUGCAGGCGCAGGAGGUCGCCAACAGGCGGAGGGAGAAAGAUCAGGAGGAGCACAAGAGGGCGAGGGAGGCCUGGGACAGGAGGCACAUGGCGCUGGAAAAGGAUGUCGCCAGGCUGCAGGAAGAGCUGAAGCAGAGUCGAGACAAGGUUGAGGGGAUGGAGAUGGAGCAGAAGGAGGUGCAGGCUUUUGGAGAAUCACUUGCCCAGGAGAAAAGUGCUUUAUUGGAUGCGAUCGAGGCGAGCAAAGUGCAAAUCAGCGAGCUGGAGGAGGAUAUCAAAACCAUGGCUCAGAGAAGUGUGGAAAGAGAGACCGAGUUGGAAAGGAUGAAAGAAAGAGCAAAGAGGGCCGGAGCUCAGAGAAAAGAAGAGGAAAACGACAGAAAGAGCCUGCAGACGAAGCUGGAACAGACAGAAGGUGAACUCCGAAGUCUGUCCAAGGAGUUUCAGGUCUUAAGGAAUUCACUGGCCCAGAGAGACACCAGUGUCCUGCAGCUGCAGAACAGCAUUACCACCCUCACCCAGAAACUCACCGCUGCCCACAGGAAGGAGGCGCAGACCGAGGCCACGCUGAAGGAGAUGCGGAGCCUGCGGGAGCGCCUGAACCUGACCGAGCGUGCCGCAGAGGCCCUGAAGAGUGAUCUGAGUGCCAUGGCGGCCCAGAGAGAUCAUGGCCAGGCCGAAAUGCACCAGGCUCGUCUGCAGGCCGCCCAACUCACUCUUCAGCUCGCAGAUUCCAGUCUGUCCAUGAGAGAGGGACGAGCCCGCUGGGCCCAGGAGAGGCAGAGCCUGCAGCGCGCCGCUGAGAAGGACCACGAGAGUCUUGAGAAACUCAGCACGGAGAUGCAGAGGACGGAAGAGAGGCUGCAAGAAGAGAGGAUGGAGAGAGUGAAGCUGGAGGUUGAGCUUGGGAGAGAAAGGGAUUGCAACCGGGUUCAGCUGAGUGAAACCCGCAGGGAGCUCCAGGAGCUGAAAGCCAACCUGAGGGUCGCCCAGAAAGAGACGGAGCAGCAGCUUGCAGAGAAACAGGAGUUGAUGGAGUACGUCUGUCAGCUGGAGCAGAAGAUGGAAACAGUGGUCGGUGCCAAGUGGAGCGCCGCCCCGCUUGCCUAUACAGACCUGCCCGCGAGCGUUUUGUCGGACUCCGAGGACGAGAACCCAGAGGCUUUGCAGCCCCUCCGCCCGCCGAGGCCUCUGGGACACUACGGCCUGUGCGAGCAGGGCCAGCCCGACUCCUUGCUCCCGGCCACCCCUCCCGCCUCCCCCAGGGAGGCGGAGAGGAGCGCGGUGGUCAUCAACCAGCCGGCCCCGCUCGCCUCGCCGCGCCAGGCCGACGCCGACGCGCAGGCGCACAGCUCCGACUCGGAGGAGGAAUCUGAAACACUCAAGUGUGGACGACGCAGCUCUGGGGAGGAAACGGCGCUUUUGCUGCCUGAACACAUGGACACUGUUCUCAGCGAUGUGUCGGAGACCUCGCUAUGGUAGCCCGCGGACGGCCCUUGACCAAUGGCCAGUGGUCAGAAGGAGGACAAAGGAGGACUUUCUCGGUGUUUGUGUGGUUCUACAAUACUUCCGCUAAGCACAUAUGCAGCUCACUCACUACACAGAGAAAAUGGUAAUAUGCAAUUGACAUCAUAUCUGCCGCGAACCCUGGAUUUUCCCUCUAACUGUCGUGUUGUUACUCCUCUGGCUAGCAAUGACACAGUGUCUCGUGGGGGCAGGUCGACACGAGACACGAGCAGAAUUAUUUUGGUUAAAUCAUUGCAAUGUCGAGAGCUUAACGAUGGAUGUUAUGUCGUUUUUCUUUUUUUUUUUACAACAUUUGUUUUUAGGAUUCAUGGCAGGCGCUGUAAUGACGAUGUUUUUUGCAGGCCCAGCUCCACUGGAAAUCAUGGCAAAACUCUCCAACAUCAAAUUCUCCACGGCAGAAUGAAGUAAUAAUGAUACAGCGUCAUACUCAAAUUAUAUAGCAGUAAUGUGGGUCUAUGACAUCAAAUUUCCCCUCCAUUUACUCACAAGUAAGAUUUGAUAUGCACUAUCUUGAAUGCAGGAGCACUUGAUUGCUGUCGUGCGGAUGCAGUUAAAUAGAUUUAGUGAUUCAGAGAUGCUCAAAGAAGGAAAAGCAUUUAAAAAAGAAAGCUUAUUGAACAGAUGUUGUGUUUGAAGUCUAUUAAAUACAUGCCAGAUGCAACUUCCUACUUCAGUACUUACAUAUAAUCAUUGUUAUAGUUAACGCUCAUGCUUUACACAAUAGGUCUGCUAUAGUCUUUAAUAUUUAAUGGAGUUACAAGCUGGCCAUUAGAAUAUUUAGUGUUACAAUUUCUUAUUUUGCAGAAACCUUACAUUCACGCAGUUAUACAUUUUGUGCCUAAAAUAAUUUAAAAUAGAGUCAUCUUCCAAAAAUCAUCUUUUAUAGAUCCUGACGCAUUGACACGUGUUGGUAUUUUCCCCGGGCCCUAUGGCAAUUUACUGCCUAAUAAAAACAGCUGCCUACCUUUUAAUCAAUACCGUAUGCAUUUUUCAUGAUUUUCUAUUCAUAAUUAACUUGAGUUAUACUGCAAUUAAAUUAUAUUCAGGUUUAGUUUGAAAGAGGUGUUUUUCACGCAGCCGUAUGUGCAAUGUAAGACAAAACUUUCCAUGCUUGGCUAAGAAAACGUGGAUGCUUGAUUUCAUCUUCUGUAUUUGCACCAUAUUUUUUACUAUAUAAGAGUUUUUAGAUUAAUGGUUUACGAAUGGAUACCUAAUAUGUCGCUUCAUCAUUAUCUUAAUCAUUACCAUUGUGUUUUUGUAUUUAUGUUAUCGACACGUUUUUACCCUUUGCUUUCGAAUACUCACUUUAAGAUUUCAUUUAUGAGAAAUUAAUAUACACAAUAUCGGUGGUUAUGAAAAGGGAAUGGUUCUGGCCCGUUGCGUUUGAGGUGAUCUGAAUAUUCAAGCAUGAGGACCAAGAUCAUGAAAGGAGUCAUUUGUCUCGUGUCGCCGGGUGUCCUGGGGUUGCAGUUCAUGUCGAUUCUCAUCGGGUGGAGGAGGGAACGUUGUGAGGAGCCUGGUAUUCUCUCUUAUAAAACACUACAUGUUUUCUCCAUAUUCCUUUUUUGUGGUUGUAAUCCAAUUUGAUGUGUUAGGGGUGUUGUGUUGUGUUUUCUGUGGUUCCGCUGAGAGAAAUUCGCCGGGACACCGUCUCCGGUUGCAAUAAAGCUCCAGUGGUUACCGUUUGUUUUGAGGUUUUUGGUGUGUGACGGUUAUCCCACAUGUUUUGUCUUACCAUUCAUGUAAUGGGAUUCGGGUGGGGUUCUGUAAUAAAAUCGUUUAUGUAUCCAUUA
Messenger RNA from Pungitius pungitius (ninespine stickleback), 4027 nucleotides. It is a transcript of the gene calcoco1a, whose product is annotated as calcium binding and coiled-coil domain 1a. Gene Ontology annotation, biological process: positive regulation of transcription by RNA polymerase II. The record is from RefSeq and is a predicted model, not a curated record. The transcript is spliced from 15 exons. The coding region runs from base 231 to 2189 and encodes 652 amino acids. Gene Ontology annotation, molecular function: transcription coactivator activity. NCBI's taxonomy places the organism in Eukaryota, Metazoa, Chordata, Actinopteri, Perciformes, Gasterosteidae.